AUGAAAUAUCGUCCAUCUGAUGAAGAAAUGGAGGAGAGCAUUCUCCUGUUGACACAGAGAAGCUCACAUCCUAACAGUCCAUGUUUGGAUUUAAACGGUGAAUUAGAGACAAGAAGCAUUCUAAAUAAGAAGUAUUGGCUGUAUUCACCAAUCCUUAAUGGUACACAUCUUCAAAGACUGU
Messenger RNA from Candidula unifasciata, 181 nucleotides. The record is from the annotation of a GenBank genome assembly. NCBI's taxonomy places the organism in Eukaryota, Metazoa, Mollusca, Gastropoda, Stylommatophora, Geomitridae.